ACAUAAAACUCCAAAAGUUCAGUAUCUAGGUUUACUUGCUUAUUUCUAUGAUGGCAGCUAUUUUGAAGCAUUGGAGAGAGGCAGCAACGUUGUUGCUCGUUUCAAAAUCUAGAAAAAUCGUUCCUAAUCUUGUUAAUGGCGGCGGCAUGCAGCUUGAAGGUGUGACCUCCGAGCUGUCAGAAUUCAAUUACAAAAUCCUGAUGCUAAAAAGGUCAGCUAAAAGCAAGUUCAUGCCAGAUGUGUAUGUGUUUCCGGGGGGUAUUGCAGAAGAUGCCGACUUUUCGACAGAGUGGUUAGAUUUAUACAAGAAGUUUGGUGCAUCAGAAUGUCAUGAGCUACUCACAUCUCUGAAAGUUGCAGGGGAAGGUCCCCCGAUGUUCAGUAGGCCACGAAGCCCUGAAUUUGAGCAAAUACCAAGUGAGUUAGCUUUCAGAAUUUGUGCCAUUCGUGAAACUUUUGAAGAGUCAGGGGUACUAAUUGCAAGAACAUUUGAAGAUAAAUCUGGUUUAAAAAAUAAUUUUCCUCAGCAACCAGUAUCUGGUACAAGUUAUCACCUGGAUAGCGAUGAAUGGCGUAAACGUGUGGAUAAAAACCCAGCAGAAUUUAUUGUGAUGUGUCGGACACUUAAUGUGAUUCCUGAUGUCUGGUCACUUUCAGAAUGGUCAAAUUGGCUGACCCCUACGACAUUGUCAACGAAUGCAAAAAAAUCAGGUAGAAGAUACGACACUGCUUUCUUUCUUUGUGUACUCGAUCAUCUUCCAAAAGCUGUGCAUGAUGACAAAGAGACUGUACAUUUACAGUGGGCAGCUCCUGACACUUUGCUGAGUGUUUACAACAAACAUAAAGGAGGCCUAGCUCCACCCCAAGUCUAUGAAGUGUGUAGGCUUCUUAACUUUCAAAACAUUGAAAACCUUCAACAGUUUGCAUGGGAAAGGGCAAUGAAAAAACGUGUUGCACAAUAUUUCCCUGUUGUGGUACUAUGUGAAGAUGGCAUAAUUGUUGUCUAUCCAGGCGAUGAGUUGUACCCCACAGACCCUGACAGAGUUGGGGAGAAUCCACCAAUCAGUUUACAGUGUUCUAUAGGGGAGCUUCCAGAUAAAUACCCUGUCAUGAACAGAAUGCUUGUUAGUGGUCCUCACUCGGUGAACACGUCAGCUGGGGAUGGCCAGGUCAUAAACCGCUGA
This is a messenger RNA of Saccostrea cuccullata (small rock oyster), 1184 nucleotides long. RefSeq names its product acyl-coenzyme A diphosphatase NUDT19-like. The coding region runs from base 48 to 1184 and encodes 378 amino acids. The record is from RefSeq and is a predicted model, not a curated record. Gene Ontology annotation, molecular function: hydrolase activity, acting on acid anhydrides, in phosphorus-containing anhydrides. The transcript is spliced from 3 exons. Lineage: Eukaryota; Metazoa; Mollusca; Bivalvia; Ostreida; Ostreidae. Gene Ontology annotation, cellular component: mitochondrion.